AUGCUGUUGUUAGAGUUGGUGGAGAAAAUGAACUACGGCCACUGCUAUGCGAUACUGUUCGAUGAAGUGUACGAAAGUGUACUGAACGAGUACUUUUUCCAUCGAAUACAUCGUGCCGCACGCUACAUUGUAAAAAUCGCCGAAGACGAAGAUACCUUUAAUCCACGGCCGGGUUUAAAGUGCAUUCUUGAAAAUAUACGACGAGUUGGAUGCGGUGGUUACGUCAUCCUAAUGGCGAAUGGAAUUCAGCUGGAACGUUUGCUGAGAUUCGGUGAUAAGACACGAACCAUUAAUACACGUGCCCGGUUCAUAAUGACCCACAACUAUCGACUAUUCGUACCACAGUUAAAUUACAUCUGGAAGCGCAUUGUCAACGUCCUGUUUGUGCGACCGCUGCAAAGGAGAAAAACGCUUAGCUGGAAAACCCUGAACCAUUCCAACGCGACACCUGUCUACGAGCUAAGCACCGUUCCAUUUCCGAUGCCAAUCAAUGGUGUGUUCUUCUCGAAAAUUGUAAACUUUUGGCAGGCGGGUAAAUUCCGAUUAGCAAACAGCACGUUUUUCAGCAACAAAACUAACAACCUGCGCCACCAAAAAAUGCACGUCGUGGUGCUAGAACAUACACCGGCUGUAUUCAAAUUGGAGACACGCGAUGACACGGCGUCAGGCACGAAAACGAAUGACACUUCCGACAACAGCCUAAACGGUAUUUCUGCAAUGUCGCAUUCGAAAACCUUCUACUAUGGGCUAGAAAUUGAGCUGCUUAAAGCCAUCUCAAAGGCCAUGCGGUUCGAUAUGGUAUUCUACGAGACGUUCGAUGCCGACAUCGAACGAUGGGGCAAUGUGCAGGACAACGAAACGCUCACCGGAUUGCUUAGAGAGAUGUACGACGGGAGGGCAGAUUUCGCCCUCGCCGAUCUACACCAUACGGAGUACAAUCUCGGCUUCAUGGAUCUCAGCGUACCGUACAACACGGAAUGCUUAACGUUUCUUACACCCGAGGCACUGAGCGAUAACUCCUGGAAGACACUCAUCCUGCCAUUCAACAGAGAAAUGUGGACGGGUGUGUUGAUAUCGCUCGUUUCCGUUGGUUUCGUGUUUUACGCAUUCUCCAACACGCUCACCUUCAUUCACCAUCACGAAAGAGGAUAUCAGCCGGAGCAGGAUCUGGUGCAGCGACAUCACAACAGAAAGCGACAUCGAAACCACAACUUGUGGAAAAGGUUCAGCAAACAUCGGUACACUACGGUCUGUAAAUCCAAAUUAACCUACGGCCUAACGCGCAUACUUCGCAAAGCUCGCCGACACAGGAGAUACUCGAAAAAAGCCUCACACUACACCGCGAGUGGUUUGAAAAAGUUACAAAUGAUACCGUUUAAACGCAAACCGGAACCCUGGCAUGAUCCUUUGCCGGCGUACGAUAUUUUCGAUACGUUUUCCGGCUGCAUCUUGUACACUUACAGCAUGUUACUGCUGGUGUCCCUGCCACGACUGCCCAAUGGAUGGCCGCUUCGUGUCCUUACCGGUUGGUACUGGGUGUACUGCGUCCUGGUCGUGGUCGCAUACCGGGCCUCCUUCACGGCAAUACUCGCAAACCCAAUACCACGGUUAACGAUCGACACGUUGCAGGAUUUGGCGGAAAGUCCCAUUCGUUGCGGAGCUUGGGGUGCACAAAAUAAGCUCUUUUUCCAAAUGGCCCAGGAUCCCUAUUCGCAAGCGAUCGGUGCAAAGUUGGAACAUGCUCCGAACUACAACGAGGCGGUGGAUAAGGUCAGCGAGGGCCUGUACGCGUACUAUGAAAACAUCUACAUUUUGCGGCAGUUACGAUCGACAAGGAAAUCGGAAAAGGCUCGUCAAACCCUGCACAUCAUGCAGGAAUGUGCCGUGCAUAUGCCGAUAUCGAUCGGGAUGGAGAAAAACUCACCGCUCAAAUAUCAAGUCGAUCGUCAUGUCAGGGCAUUGAUCGAAGGAGGACUCACCAGAAAAUGGCUCUCGGAUGCGAUCGAACGGUUCCAGUCGAACGUUGAGCUGCCGCCGCAAGAGGCUACGAUCGAUCUGAAGAAAAUGUACGCCGGCUUUGUAGCCCUCGGCCUCGGCUACACGCUGGCGAUGUUCGCAUUCGUCGCGGAAAAGUUAUACUGGACGUAUGUUGUUGAAACCAAUCCGGCAUUUGACAAAUAUUUGCAUGGCAUUGCGUUUCGCAGGCGUAUGUGA
Messenger RNA from Anopheles marshallii, 2214 nucleotides. RefSeq lists its product as uncharacterized. The transcript has a single exon. The coding region runs from base 1 to 2214 and encodes 737 amino acids. NCBI's taxonomy places the organism in Eukaryota, Metazoa, Arthropoda, Insecta, Diptera, Culicidae. The record is from RefSeq and is a predicted model, not a curated record. Gene Ontology annotation, molecular function: glutamate-gated receptor activity. Gene Ontology annotation, cellular component: membrane.